CGGGAGCCUCAAAGCGUCGUAAGCAGAAGUUGCCGCCGCCGCCAAACCCCCUUCUCUCGCUCUCUUUUUACGCUGCAUUUCCAUCUCAAUAGCUCCCGCCGGUCUCCCACCCCUUUCCCUCCAGUCAUCUCCUGAACCGAGGCCGGCGCUGAGAGGAUCCCGAGACGGCUUGUGCUUGGGCCGGGGCUGCAGAGUACAACGCUGAGCCGAGCUUGCAAAGCGAGCGAGGAGAACGCCAAACAGAAGCGAACACAUGCCAAGAGCGUUUGGCAAACGGAGGAAUCUCUCUUUCUUUUGCCGCUCCCGCUGCAGCGCGCACAGCUCGGAUCUCACCCCCAAUCUCUCUGCAAGGCCGGGGGAGUGAUGGGGGGGCCAGGCGGCUGGCCCGCUCUGCCUCCCCCUCCCCCUCCUUCCAGGCCCCACCUCGAUCCCCAGCGCCUGUAGCGGCGGCGGGAGGCGGCGCGGCGUCUGUAGGUGCAUCGCAGAGGGCGAAGACAAGGUGCGCGGCGGCACCGGGCGCCCUUGCAUGGGGGCCCUUUGUCUGGCCGCCUUCCUGACCGCCGACCGCGGCAGGAGGAUGAGGGGGUGGCGGCCUCAGCGACAAGAGCAGCGUCGCCGGGGGCUGCGCCCUGGACCCCGAUGAGCCAGGACAAGCCCGCCGGGGCCAACGGCAAGCGGAGGAUGGCGGCGGCGGCGGCGAGGUUUUGCCUCUGGAAAGGCCCGCGGACCCGGGUGCCGGUGGGCGCCAGCGCCUUGGGCUUCUUUGUCCUCUGCUGGCUCUACAUCUUCCCCGUCUACCGGCUGCCGGACGAAAAGGAGAUCGUCCAAGGAGUUCUCCUGCAGCAAGGCAGACCCUGGCGGAGGAACCUCACCGCAGUCGCCGGCUUCAGGAAACUACUGAAAGACUGUUGUGACCCUGGUCAGUUCUUUGCGAUGACUAAAGAGAACUCUCCCGUGGGGAAGAAUCUCUGGUAUGAUGGCGAAUUUCUAUACUACUUCACCAUCGACAACAAAACCUUCUCCCUUUUCCCAAAGGCAACUCCGUUCCAGCUGCCAUUGAAGAAAUGCUCUGUGGUAGGAAAUGGUGGGAUUCUCAAGAAGAGCGGCUGUGGCAGACAAAUAGAUCAAGCGGACUUUGUCAUGCGAUGCAACCUUCCCCCUCUCUCCAGUGAAUAUGGCAAGGACGUGGGAUCCAAGACGCAGCUGGUAACUGCAAAUCCCAGCAUAAUUAUGAAGAGGUUCCAGAACCUUCUUUGGUCUCGAAAAGCCUUUGUGGACACCGUGAAAGUCUACAACUGGAGCUACAUCUGUAUGCCAGCCUUCUCCAUGAAAGCGGGGACAGAGCCCUCUCUCAGGGUCUACUAUACCCUAGCAGACGUUGGUGCCAGGCAAACAGUGAUUUUUGCCAACCCAAACUUCUUGCGCAACGUUGGAAAGUUUUGGAAGAGCAAAGGAAUUCAUGGAAAGCGGCUGUCAACGGGCCUCUUCUUGGUCAGUGCAGCCCUGGGUUUGUGCGAAGAAGUCACAAUUUAUGGCUUCUGGCCCUUUUCGGUGGACUUGCAUGGGAAGUUUAUCAGUCAUCAUUACUAUGAUAACGUCUUGCCGGAUUCGUGGUUCCAUGCUAUGCCUGAAGAAUUCUUACAACUAUGGUUUCUUCACAAAAGUGGUGUGUUGCGAAUGCAGCUGGAACGUUGUGAGGAUUCUUCAUUUCACUCUGAAGCGUGAGAAGUUCUGGGGGAGUUUGCCUGUCUCAUGUUCUGCCAAAUGAACAAACUGGGGGGGAAAGGGAGGGUGAGGGGGAAAAAAAACCCCAAACCCAACCUUGAAUGGAUUUGCAUGGAUUGCUUCAAUGAUAAUUGCUCCAUUGACAACUUGAAGGUGGAAUUAGAGCCUGUAUGUGCAGUGUUUUAUGAGACACCCGGCUGUUAACUCAGCAAAAUGGUGGGAUUUGACUGGGGAUUGCCAGUGUUGUGAUUCAAGGACAUUAAGGGGUUAAAGAGGGGUAGGGUCCAAAGGGCUUCUGCUGACUAUUUCGUGUUGCUCAGAUUUAAGACUGAUCACCCAUACAGUUGGGGAUAUGGUUUCUUUUUUGUUUCCUUGGUUUGUUUCCAAAUCUGGAUCUUGAAAGGUGCCUGGAGUCACCCAUCCUUGUUUCCUUCAAGUACUGAACAAGUCCUAGGAUGGUGCCAAUUUUUCUCCCCACCUUUUUUUUUUUAAAGAAAAUAACAUAACUCCUUUCAAUAGCAUUAUUCUCUGGUUCUUUUAGCACAAACUGGAGGACUUGUUUUUCCUUUUUGUAAAGAAACGCAAAUGUUUUUUAAGCAAAAUAUUUAUUUUUUGAUGAAAUGAUUGCUCGUUUUCCCCCACAUAGGCCUAUUACUGUAGAGUACAGUUGCUGUUGACAGUCAUGGUUGCUCCCAGUCAUAAAAGCAAGUCCCAUUCGAGCCUGCAAUAUAGAACUGGGCACAAUUCUGAGCUGGCCUCGUGAUAUCACAGUGUCAGGUAUCUGCACAAUGAUAAACAAGAAUCUGACCUAGUAGAUAGGCCCUUGGCAGUCAGCCCUGGUUUUUGUAGGAGCUUAACUCAAGCGAAAUUUGCAAUGUCUUAAAGUUAUGUGUUUCCAGUAUGGACCUCACUCUACAUUCCUUCACAUUUUGCGCUUAAGAGUCAGAGCUGAUAUUCAGACUUUGUGGAAGAACCAUAGCUCAGUGGAAGAGCACAUUCUUUGCUUAUGGAAGGUCCCAGGUCCAAUCUCUGGUCUGUCCAGAACAGAGGAUUGUAGGUAGCACUGGGGAAGAACCUGCUUGCCUGAGAACCAUGGUGGCCUGGGUCAGUAUAAAGCAGGUUCACAUGUACAAAUUUCACUUUAUAACUGUAAGUCUCCUUGAUUCAGGUCAAUGCUGUCUUAUUUUGACUGGGUUUGUAUGUAACCUGACCAUUGUCAAUUUCACUCUCCCUAUCUACCCUCUUGGAAAAUGACAGAGCUGAUCAAUCUAGUUUAAAACCAUCGCUUUGAACUGUGUAGGUGCACCGAGGAGCUAAAGGCCAAGAUGGAUGGUUUCCAAAUUUCAAGAUGUUGCACCAAUAUCUAUUGGACACAAACCACUAAUGAUGUCAGCUGUGCAUUUCCAGUUGCGAGUUUCCACUAUUUAUUUAUUUAUUUAUUUAUUUAUUUGUUGAAUUUCUAUACCGCCCGACUAGCAUGGCUCUCUGGGCGGUGUACAACAGAGGAAUAUAAAUAUACACAAUAAAAUCCAAUAAUUCGGUGCAAGGAACAUGUAUGUAGGCAUCCACAAAACUAAAAUCAGUUAAACAUAUUCCAAAAGGCAAAUAUUUCAGUGAUUUCUUCUUAUUGGAAAACAGCCAUGUCAAGGGUUCAGCAAACUAACAUGACUCACUAGAAUAAGCAGAGGGUUAGACAUUGCUGAGGGUAUUUCCACAAAAAGGCCCCAUCUAGAUUUAAAGCAGUAUUACAUCACUUUAAAC
Molecule: messenger RNA, 3486 nt
Organism: Rhineura floridana
Lineage: Eukaryota; Metazoa; Chordata; Lepidosauria; Squamata; Rhineuridae
Gene: ST8SIA1
Product: ST8 alpha-N-acetyl-neuraminide alpha-2,8-sialyltransferase 1
Exons: 5
Coding region: 640-1725 (361 amino acids)
Biological process (GO): N-glycan processing; oligosaccharide metabolic process
Molecular function (GO): alpha-N-acetylneuraminate alpha-2,8-sialyltransferase activity
Source: RefSeq, a predicted model, not a curated record